AUGGCGAAGAAGGCCAAGACACGCAUUAUCAACGUGCGCCUUCUCUCCAUGGCCAUGACCGGCUACUUCUAUACCUUCACACGACCCCGGACAGCGUUACCCAUGAGCAUGAUCAAAUAUGAUCCAAUCAUCCGGAGGCGAGUGCUCUUCCUCGAGCAAAAACGAAAGGGCAACAAAUAA
This is a messenger RNA of Dichotomopilus funicola, 180 nucleotides long. RefSeq lists its product as uncharacterized. Gene Ontology annotation, molecular function: structural constituent of ribosome. The record is from RefSeq and is a predicted model, not a curated record. Gene Ontology annotation, biological process: translation. The transcript is spliced from 3 exons. The coding region runs from base 1 to 180 and encodes 59 amino acids. Lineage: Eukaryota; Fungi; Ascomycota; Sordariomycetes; Sordariales; Chaetomiaceae. Gene Ontology annotation, cellular component: ribosome; mitochondrion.